AUUACGACUUCCUGCAAACACGCACUGUUCCUUAGCCAAUAUGGAGGCAACUUGACUAAAGCAUCAGGAUGAAAAGGGUGAAGGCUUGAAAAAGCAAAGAGGUCCGUCACAGGUUGCGGGCCCAUCCGCCAACGCCGAUCAAAGACGGCUUCGCCAUGUUGGAAGAGGACAGUGGUCAUAGCCUAGCACGACCGUGGCGUCGGUGAGUGUUUGGAUAAGAAGCGCUUGCAAGGCCACGCAAAGGAGCGGAGCGGCUAGGCGCGAGGACGGGAGACAGCGGCUUUACCGGUCAGCCAUGGAGAAUACGGCCCGGGCUUGCCAGCGUCUAAUUUGCCACCCGGUCCACGCUCAUUUGGAUGGAAAUUAACGCUGAAGGCCAAGACAAGCCGGGACAAGCCACCAGCCGACACCUGAGGGGGGAGGAACGCGAAGCGGACCCCAAGUCAAUGACUGUUGCGGCAGAGGAGCCGCCACCGUGGAGUCGGCCGGUUCCCAAAAUAUGACCAGGGGUGCUGGGACGUGUUGGCAGCAAGAUGACGACGACGGCUUCCAAAUCUGGCUAGAACCCCUCCGCGAGAACCAAAAGCCAUUCACCGACUCCGAGAGGGCGCAGAGAUGGCGACUGUCCUUGGCAUCCCUCUUGUUCCUCACCAUCCUCCUCUCUGAUCACCUGUGGUUCUGCGCAGAGGCUAAACUGGCCAGGACCCGUGAUAAGUUUGGCUCAUCCAGCCUCCUCUCCCGACAGACACACUCAGCACACAGCAGCCUCAGAGGAAACACAGAUGCUAUUUUUUUAGGAAACUCUAGCAAACAUUUGUGGCGACUGGAAACUUGCCACACGGAUAGUUUAUCGAAUACCUGCUUGACUUUCGCCGACGCCGACCAUUUGUGUAGGGUCCUCUCCAACAAAGAGAGCACGCCGGCUGUAAAUAUGAGCGAUUUAUACCUCUCCUUUUGUAAUUCCUACUCGCUGCGGGAUUUGUUCUACGGCUCCACAAGUCCGGACAAUUUAAACUGCAGCCUUGACGUGCUCGGGGACAGCGACACGACCCGAUGCAGUCUGUGUGUGCAGGCGUACCAGCGCUAUGACCAACAUGCCCAGGAGAAGUACGACGACUUUGAGCUCCUCACUUGGAAGUACGAGCCGGCCACGUAUUCGGUACGGACGUGCAUGGAGCAGUGCAAGACGGCCUAUAAGCCCUGGCUGUGUGCUCAGUAUUUCCCCACAACCCAGCAGUCAUGUCAAAGAAAGGUAUCGUGCCACCAGUACUGUCUGGAGGUUCAACAGAGCUGUCCAUUCAUCCUACCAGACAACGAUGACUUGAUCCACGGAGGCAGCCCCAGUUUCAUCUGCACAGGACUUCUGAGAGAGAAUCCAUCAGAGAGCGAAGCUGUGUGCUGUGACGUCCGAUGGGACUCAAAUGUGAAUGGCCCCUCAGGCGAGACACUCAAAAGGACUGCCUCCUCCUGCCAGCCCAAGGGGGCCUCAGUCACCUCCACCGCCAGCUCAAGACUGUGCAGUGGGCGGCUGAAAAUCUGCCUGCUGGCGCUCGUCCUCCUGCACACCGUCAUCAUUAUAUCGGUCUCUCAUAAUUCCACAUUGGCGGGCGUGGCUGUGACUCUUUUGCCAGAGAAGAGUGCCUCCAACAAGGACUGAACAUCAGAGUUGGAUGACGCUUGAGAGGUUUAUUGCUUUUGCAAAUGUCAUGUUGGGGAUACAUCUGAUGUUGGCAAUCACCUCUUUUAUCUGCUGCCAACAUGCCAUCCAGUACAGGAAGUAGGAGGGUUUAAUUGGAGUUUAGGUGGACCGAACUACCCCUCUAAAGCAUUGACCUCUUCCCACUUAAACCCUGCUCAUAGUUUCUAUUCCAUUCAUAGGUUUUGAGGAAUCUCGUCUCUCUUCCCUUCUUUCCCUCUGUUCAUUUUUCUCUGUUGUGUGUAUGGAUUGUAUGUCAAACUGGACAUCAAUCAAGUUUUUUACCAUUUAAUUUUAAAUGUGUAGAUUUUCAGCCACUCCGAGUCUUUUGACUUAUCCACACAAUUUCUCCUCCUUGCUACUUUGUAGUAACUCAUCCAUUCAUGUGGGUCUUCUUUCAACACAAAUUGCGUGCAAUUGUACUGGAUUCAACUUGGAGAUCUUUUCUUAGCCCGACCACCCCUUUGAUGACACAUGCCUCAACAGUUUGGGCCUUAAGUGCACUGAUACAAAAGGUAGCAGCGGCAAGCAGUGGGCAGCUGGCACUGUUAAAUUUACCUCAUGAUGGCACUGGUGUCUCUAAUGGGACAAAAAAGGAAAAACAGGACAGCUGCAUGAAGCCAAAAAAGCCCCAGGGGCCUCCUUUAUCAACUAUACAUGCACAAUUGCUCUUUAUUAAUAUUAUAGCCAAAAAGGCAGAAUCACCCUCAAAACCAACUCUAUGUCCAUCUUUUAGUUUGUACUUGAGUAAAUUUAUUUCUUAUAGUACACACACAUUUCAGCUUGUCUUUAGGCUCCACCCCCUUAGCCUACAGGGAUAAGGCAACAUAGUUUGUAGUGUAGAAGGUGUUCUUACAAGAAUUUAGUAUGUUUGGUACAUGAAGUUGAGCAUUCCAGCAGAAAUACUAUUCAGCAACAUGGCUGACAAUUACAUACAAUCCAUAUUUGACUAACCAAAUAAAACAAAAAUCAACCAACGCAAAAAGGUCAAGUACAUUUUCUUUUAAUUCCAGUACUGCAUGUUACUUUUUCCACAAAGAUCUUACUAAAUCCAGAUGUGAACAGAGUAAUAAAUUAACAUUGCAACAUUAUGGAACAGAAAAGGGUAGCGUAGUACCAUUAAUGUGUGCUAUUCAGACAAGUUUUAGAUUGUAUUCACUUUUUUUCAUUUGUUGGAUUUAGCUUGAUAAUUGAGACCCUAAACCGUUUACAGUUGCACGCACUUUUUUCCGCAGUGGUACGCAAUUUUACGUGCCAAUGAGUAAAAGGUUGUUAACAGGUGUGAAGUACUGUAUGUUUAAACAGUGCGGGGCUGCAUGCCCGUGAGCAAAGAAAUUUCGAAAUUUGUGGCACGCAUCAUUUCCGUGAACUAGUCGUGAAUGCAACGUGAACGCACCACAACCUAUGUGCAAACAAUGCGGCUGGUGCGUAUCAAGUGUACCUUUGCGUUUCUCAUUCACAUGAAGGGGUUAACUUUUCCACCACCUCUUCGAGCAAGUUGGGGGGAGGGAAUUCUCAAAUAAUUUCUAUUGCGUCUUGCAUCUUCCUUAUGAUUUUCUGUUAAUAAAUGAUCAUAACGACCAAAGUGAUGUCUUCUAGUCAGCAAUUCCCUCUACCACACUGUGUCUCUUUCCUGCUCUUUGCACAUUCUGUACCUGCAGCUGCAAGAAAAUAUAGAUUUACUUUUCCUUCAUUUGCUGGAGUUCAACAUCUUGUAGGUCUCUUGCAAACAGAGAAAUUAAUGAAGCAUGGGGUGAUGCCUCUGUUGCGCAAAUAAUGCCACCACCGCUUCUUGGAUACGGGAAGUGGUGAUGACACUGCAUACCCAUGAGAGAACAAUGCGUGUCACGCGUGCUUUUGUUGUGCACUAGAUGUAAACACUACGUGUCAAGGUGUAAAUAUGUUGUGCGGGAGUGUGGUCAUUUCGUGCCAAAUCGCAGCAAUUUUGGCCAUGAAUUGUGUGCCGUGUGUAAUUUAUGCAUAAACAGAACGCAAAUAGUGCACAAAGUAAUCUCACUUUUCAGGAAUGCCAUAAAUAAAUGACACGUAUUGCUAUGGCAAAUUGCGGGACAAUGCGGAGGCAAAAUGCGUGCAAGUGUAAACGUCACUUAUGUUGGACAACCUUAGUUAGGCUAUUACUGGCAAUGGAGCAAUACAUUUAAAAAAUAAACAAAACCAUAGUCUGUUUCCCAUCCUUAAACAAACUGAUGACUCAGAUGAGCUAAAGGCUGAAUUGGCAUCGGCAUGUGAGGAGACUUCAAGGGCUGAUCCAUCCCACUUGUAUGUUUUUUUUUUAUAUUUCAUUUGAAAUUUAUUGCUAUCUCAAGGCAGAAUACUCCUGAAUAUAUCUGUCAUUUUUUGGUUGAAUGAAAUGUAAGGUAAUGCUGCUCCACUCCAGUCCUGUAGCUGCAGAGCUCCAUUUGCAGGAUCUGGUUUGCCCCAAAGCAAGUGGACUGUAACAGUGAAACAUAGACAUAUAUGAAUUGCAACUUUAUUUGGAUGCAAAUAAAUAUACAUUUUCAGGAGCAAAAAAUAAUGCACUAUCACAAGAAUUUGUAGGUUUAAGAGAAAAAAGUCAUGUACACUUGCACUUACAGUUAUUCAAAACUCAUUGUAAAUUGUAUUUAUUUGUAAAGUUUAUAAACUUUGCAAUAAACCAAAAACAAAAUAAAUGUAAAUAGUUCAAAACAUACAAUAUUGCAAAUGGUCAUUAUCUUUUUUUAAUUGAUCAUCUCUUGAAAGUUUGUACAUUUUGAAAAUAAAUGUCAUUUACUAUGGGGGCCGAAUAAUUUCAAGUGCAAUUGUAUGGAAGGAACGUAAGUUGACAAUAAACGGAGGUUGCUUAUUUAAGACUGCUUGUUAAGUGGUAACAAAAAUAGAUACGGUAAAUGGACUUUUUUCUCAUAAUUACACUUCAUAAAUCUGUGACUCUACCACAUUUUUUUUUCUUUUCAGUGUCUCCCUAAUACAAAACAGUUUUGUCGUCCAAUCUAGUUUGUGAAUGAACAGCUGGAGACUUGUUUUCACUGACUUUUUUUUCUUUUUUUACUUUUUGAAAACUGUACUCGGUCUAGCUGCGACCACCCAACUCCCUCCUGCCUUCCACCUUGUUCCUUGUCUACAAAACAGCCAGUGAUGUCACUCAUAGCAAAUGAAGUCAUGUCCAUACUUCUCGUUGAUUUUCAAGGCUGUUCAUAGACUUUAAAGACCUGACCCCCAUCACCCACUCCUGUCUGAUCCCUCUUAUUGGAGUGACGUGUGAUUUUGUUUUUUCCUGGAAGACAGCAGUGGAUGUAUUAGUUUCUCUGUAGUUGUUCAUGUUCUGUGGAUCUAUGCAGAAGAAUCCCACCGAUCACCAGGACCAAACACCUUCUUCUCCUGCUUUCUGUUGUAAAUAUGUCCCAAAAAAUUGCCCAUUCGCCUUGCAGACUCACAUCCUCUCCCCUUCCCCACCCACUGUUUAAAUCCCACUGUGUUUUCUGUUGGCUUCCUUGUUUUUUGUCUGCUUUGGAGAUUUUUAUUGCCGCAUUUUUCUGUUGUCUACUGCAGUGGUGUGAGUUGAUGAGUAGGACUAAGCUGGAUGUUUAAAAAGAUGCGAUGAAGAGGUUGUGAGAAAAACAUACAAAAACCACUUGAAUUGAGAAAAGGGUUCAAAUAUAGAGAAAAAAAAUAUUAUAAUGUUGUCAAAUUGUCAUACUAGAGAUGCUUUAGUUUGCUAUUUUCCUUUUUUUUUCUACAAAAGACUGAAAUUAUUUAUAAAGUGCGUCCUACACGUCAUUAUCUUUUUUGGACGUAAAACAAAUGUAUUUAUUAACAUUUUGUUGAAAAGAAAAUAAAUCUAAAUUAUGUUACACA
Dunckerocampus dactyliophorus (ringed pipefish) is the source of this 5551-nucleotide messenger RNA. It is a transcript of the gene nalf1a, whose product is annotated as NALCN channel auxiliary factor 1a. Bases 500 to 1657 code for a protein of 385 amino acids. NCBI's taxonomy places the organism in Eukaryota, Metazoa, Chordata, Actinopteri, Syngnathiformes, Syngnathidae. The record is from RefSeq and is a predicted model, not a curated record. Gene Ontology annotation, biological process: calcium ion import across plasma membrane. Gene Ontology annotation, cellular component: plasma membrane. Gene Ontology annotation, molecular function: stretch-activated, monoatomic cation-selective, calcium channel activity. The transcript is spliced from 3 exons.